AUGGACAACGUUAUGGAUCAUUGCAUUAUUGAGCAAAUGCUAAAGCGCCCGUUUGCCGCCAGAACCAUGGAAGAAAAAAUUAAAGUUAUUGGACAUCCGGUUCCUCGUCCACCUAUGGAACAAUUAAAAUCCACGUAUAAGUUGAAGGGGAAAAUUAUGUCCCGCAACUUUAAUGUGUCAUCGUACGACCAGCAAUGGCUGUGUGGAUCGGCGAAAUCAAAUAAACUUUUCUGCUGGCCAUGUUUGCUUUCCCGUAGCGCCAAUGAAAAAAAUGUUUGGAGCAAGGAAGGAUAUAGUGAUCUGAAUCACCUUUCUGCGUCAAUUAAAACGCAUUCGAGCUCUAAAGAUCACAUAAACAAUUCACUUGCCUUAUCGAUGUUCGGGCAAAUGAGGAUAGACGAAGCACUUGACCAUAGCCGGCAGAUCGCCCGCAAUAAGCAUAACGAAGAAGUAACGAAAAACCGGAAGGGUAUGCGAACUUUAAUUGAGAUCACCUGUUUCCUUGGCACUCACGGUCUCGCCUUUCGCGGACAUUAUGAAUGUUCCGAUUCCACGAACAGAGGAAAUUAUAAAGACCUCUGCACGUUGAUCGCCGCCAGGGAUCCAGCGUUCCAGGACUUUAUAAAUAAUAAAGUUUUCAGCGGAACGUCGGGAGGAAUUCAGAACGAGCUUAUAGAAUGCAUUGAAAGCUACAUGCUGCAAACAAUUAAAAGAGAAGUUCUUGAUGCUGAGUUCGUGUCCAUUAUGAUGGAUGAAUCAACAGAUUCGGCUCGGUUAUCGCAACUAUAUUGUACUCUGCGCUACUUACGACCCGAUGGAACACCAGUUGAAAGGCUCGUUAGAUUGGCAGACGUUAGCAGUGACAAAACCGCCGCUGCGUUGGCCGGACACGUUGAUGAAAUAGCAGCGUAUUUUGGUCUUGAUGGUGACAAAGUUGUAGCUCAGAGCUAUGAUGGAGCUGCUGUAAUGUCCGGGGACAAAUCUGGAGUGCAAACAUUGGUGAAGCAACGGUUUCCAAAAGCUGGAUAUAUCCACUGCCGCGCACAUGUGCUUAAUUUGGUGCUACUUCACUCGUGCACAAAUAACAAGAAAUCAGCAAGGUUUUUCAACACGAUCUCAUCACUCGCGGCAUUUUUCUCGCAGUCACCUAAACGCAGCGAGACAUUAAAGCAAUUUAUGGAGACCCACAUACCAAAUGUUUGCAAGACCAAAUGGUCGUAUAAUUCGCGUAUGAUCAAAAUAAUUGAUUCGAAUUAUGCAGCGAUUAAUGAAUGUUUAGAUGUACUGUAUCAAAUUUUGCAAACAAAAGAAUUGGACGUAGUAGAAUGUUUACGUAACGUCAAGGCUUGCCUCGCUUCCAUCGAAGAGCUCAAAGCAGAGCAUCAUUUCUACAGAACGCUUAUUGAUGCAAUUGAUGUUUCUGGCGAAACGAUCACUGAUAGCAACGGUAUCAAUUAUCGUCCCAUAUAUGACUUUAUCAUUGACAAAAUUAUUGACGAAAUGUCUAAACGAUUCAAAGAACUAGAUGAAUACAAAUUCAUCAUUUUGUUGAAUCACGAAAAAUUUGCCGAAUUCAAUGUCACAUUCCCUACAAAGAAUUUGAAAAUGCUUAUUUCGUACCAUUCUAAAUUCGAUGAAGCGAAGCUGUAUAAUGAGCUGACCGUUCUUUACUCGCGCGAAGAGUUCAGAGCAACUCGCAAUAUGCGAGGCGGUGAUAACAGCAGAAGCAACACGAUAACGAACCGAAAGUAUGCCGGCAAUGUUGAUGUUAUGGAAAAAGCGCGGUCGGAAAACUACGCUCACCAGGUCAUGCGCGUCGAAGCUUUUUCCUAG
Molecule: messenger RNA, 1833 nt
Organism: Wyeomyia smithii (pitcher-plant mosquito)
Lineage: Eukaryota; Metazoa; Arthropoda; Insecta; Diptera; Culicidae
Product: zinc finger MYM-type protein 1-like
Exons: 4
Coding region: 1-1833 (610 amino acids)
Source: RefSeq, a predicted model, not a curated record